GCGGCGGCGACGGUGGGCCGGUCGGGUCGGACGGUCACACGUGUGACGGCUUAGGUACACACACGCGUUUUAUUAUGUUUAUAUUAUGAUAUUAUGUACGGGCACAAUGGACCGCCGGCAAUACCCUCCGAAGAGACCCUGCGGUCAUCAUUUCACUAUCAUCUUCAGUUCGGUUCGGUCGUGCGCAUCAUACUUUUGUGCGGCAGCAACGUCGCUGUACGAGUUUUCACUGUUAUUUGCGAACGCCGAUCUCCUAUGCGCUAAUAGAUCACGCGGUGCAUUAAUAUAUUGUUUGACCGGGACGACAUCAUAGCUGACCGGCGAAGUGCGUGUCACGUGACUCCGCGAUAGGUAUAAUAAUAAUAUUAUGUUGUAGAUCCGUGUAUCGCCGACUUCGUUUCCGUUCGCUUCCACACGCACAUGGUUUUUUAUGAAAUGACGUCAUCGGGCCCGACUACAUCGUCCGCCGGGGCACACGCAACAGAUACAAUGGUUAUUUUACUAAUGCUGUUGGCUAUGCUACACACCGGAUUGGCAGCAAUCACCGGGUACGAAGAAGUAGAAAAAAAUUUAAUUACAAAAUUAGGUUUAACCCGAAGACCUGUGGUAGAAAAAAAUAUGGAGAUACCGCCUGCCACAAUGGAACUGUAUAAAUCAAUGUUAGAAGAAAACAAUGCAAUGACCACUCAUUUUCCUCUUCCUGGUUUGCACACAAUGUCUGCUAAUACUGCUAGGACUUAUCCCAACAAAGGAUCAGCUCCAAAUAACGCUAAAUCUAAAAAAUAUAGGCUACAGUUCGAUAUAGAUUCUAUACCUGAGCAAGAUCAGGUUAAAGCUGCUGAAGUCCGUUUUACAAUGAUAUACGAUACAGAACUACGAAAUGAAGAAUUUAUUCAUGUGCUCAUACAUGAUAUAGUCCAACCUGGCGCGAAGGGCCUAUCAAAACCUAUUCUUAGAAUUAUCGAUUCGAAAUCAAUUAAUAUGUCAAAAGUCUCAAAAUCAGAAGUCAUCAGUUUUGACGUAACACCUGCUAUAGAGAGACUGUCGAAAAACAAUUUCAAAGAAAACCAUGGCAUGCUAGUACAAUGCGUCACGGAGUCUGGCAGUCAUACACACUUGCUCAGCGUGUUCGAUUUCGUAUCACCUGAAAAGACACUGCUAUUGGUCUACACCGAUGACGGGACAAGCGACGAGAAGGGCACGUUGGAACGGAUUAUGCGGCGGAGCAAACGGUCGGCCGACGAGCCGGGCGGCGGGCCGCCGAAGAGAGCGAAAAAGAAGAAGAUCUGCCAGCGGCACUCGAUGUACGUGGACUUCAAGGACGUCGGGUUCAGCGAUUGGAUUCAGGCGCCGCCGGGUUACGACGCGUUCUACUGCCACGGGGAGUGCGCGUUCCCGCUGGCCAAUCACAUCAACGCGUCCAACCACGCGGUCAUGCAGACGCUGAUGAACUCGUACAACCCGGCGGCGGUACCCCGGGCGUGCUGCGUGCCGACCAAGCUCAGCUCGCAGACGCUGCUCUACGUGGACGACGACGGCAAGUUGGUGGUGAAGAACUACCCGGAAAUGACCGUGGACGAAUGCGGAUGCAGGUGAUGCCGGUCAGGUCACCGUAUACGUAAUGCGACAUUAUUGUGUACAAUAUGCGUACACGCGACGAUCUACAACUGUUGGAUGACGAUUGGCACAUUACGUUAGCGUUUCGGUCCGACGUCGUACGCCGCGUUCUGCCCGGGCCGUGCUGCGAUACACCCGGGCGCGCGUACGUCUCGUAUCCGGUAUCCUGUUAUUAUUAUAUAACGGCGAAACCUUGUCGUCUCGUUUUCGACCAGGAAACGGUCGACGUAUGUACGUGACGUACCACGUUUAACGAAAUUUGCGGAGUGUGAACGCGCGUGUUCUUCGUCAAAGUCAAAAUCGUCUAUUAUAUUAUACAUUAUGUAUAGCGGCACGAACGUUUAAAAAAAAACACCAUUUUUUUCCCGUUUUACCUGGACCGAAAUCGAUUUAAAUAAACGUAUAUUAUGUUACAGUACACAUAACGCACGCGUGUCAAACAUUUUUUUUUUCGCCAAUGACGUGUAAACAAUAAUGUACAUAUAGAAAAAUAAGUGUAAAUACCUGAAAAUGGGCAUAAUUGUAAAAAAUAAAUUAUAAGUCUAGUCCAAAACAAAUACAAUUCAGUUUUGAUUGUGAAUAGUCACGGACGAUUGUAUCUUAGACAUAUUAUGUUUAUAUAAAAAAGUCCUAAUACGAAUUGUUGUUACUAUUAUUGC
Molecule: messenger RNA, 2276 nt
Organism: Melanaphis sacchari
Lineage: Eukaryota; Metazoa; Arthropoda; Insecta; Hemiptera; Aphididae
Product: protein decapentaplegic-like
Exons: 6
Coding region: 421-1596 (391 amino acids)
Biological process (GO): BMP signaling pathway; SMAD protein signal transduction
Cellular component (GO): extracellular region
Molecular function (GO): cytokine activity; growth factor activity
Source: RefSeq, a predicted model, not a curated record